AUGAGCGUCACCUACCAGUCCACAAACCAGAGCAUCGAGCAGUGGUGGUUCUUGAGGGAAGGAGAAACUGGCCUGCAUCUCUUCACUCGGGUCACCUACUUCAAUCCGGAGACACCGUAUCUUCGAGAUCUGGGCAACACGACUUCGGAUGCCUAUGUGCAGCAGUACUCCGACUACUUCACCAAAUACACAUUUUCUGAGCUUUGGCGGGAUCACCAAGCCCACGGCCAAUACUCCAAUGGGAGAACAAGCUCGGAUGGGAACCCGUAUGGGGCGUGGUUGGUGCAUAAUACUCGGGAGACAUACUACGGUGGCCCUCUCCACUCGGAUCUCGUCGUUGACAGUAUCGUGUAUAACUACUUGGUCAGUGCCCACCACGGCGCCCGUGUGCCAAACAUCACAGACGGCUUCGACCGUACCUGGGGUCCACAGUACUACCAUUUCAACAAGGGAACCCCGAAUCCCACACUCGCAGAACCUUGGGCGGAUGCCGCUCAGUAUGCAAAUCCGCAGUGGAACGCAGACUUUUACGACAGCAUUGCACAAUAUGUGCCCAACUACGUACCAACAGCAGGCCGCACAACCUUCAAGGCACCGAUCGAGCCGCCCGAGGGCGCAGAAAGACCGAUUGUCGUGCUUGCUGAGAACAAGCAGGACUUCCAACUGAACGUGUUCAACCAGUCUAGCUUACAGUACUGGGCCGACCUUGACCCUGAUACCGGGGCAGUGGAGAUCCCCAUGGUCAAGACAGGCGUCUACAGACUGACGAUCUACGCCGACGGGAUCUUCUGGUGGUUCAUCCAGGACGACGUAGAGGUAUCAGCUGGAGCGGAGGUCCUCGCCAUCAAGUGGGAACCAGAGAGCGCCGGCCAGGAGAUCUGGCGGAUUGGCAUCCCAGACAAGUCCUCGGGGGAAUACAAACACGGCUACCCAACCGACACGUCCAAGCCCGAGCAGCCCGAGCAGCAUCGCAUCUACUGGGCCAAGUGGGACUUCCCAACCGACUUCCCCGACGGCGGCGUCUUCAAGGUCGGGGAGAGCACCGAGGCGGAAGACUUCAACUACAUCCACUGGAGCGUGUUCCCCAGAACGGCGAACUACCUGCGUCCGGAGCCGUACUACGAGAACGUCAACUGGACCAUCCAGUUCGACCUGACCGGCGACCAGUUCGCAGGGGUGCAGGAGGCAACGUUCAACGUCUACCUUGCGGGCGUGAAGACGGCCAAUGGCAAUAACAAGUGGGCGAGUCUUCCUGAUGAGAAGUACUCUAACGUUCCCUACACGGUGGCCGUCAAUGGAGAAGACGUCGAGACCUGGGUCAUUCCGUCCUAUCGAAGCGGGUCUUGUGGUGUGCGGAGCAGCGUCGUGUGCCAGAACUUUGGCCAUAAAUUUGUCUUCUCGACGAAGCUGCUGCACGAUGGCGUCAACGAGUUUAUUCUGAGCCUGCCGUUCAACGCGACGGAUGUCGAGACGGCGCCGCUGCUGGGGACGAUAUAUCUGCAGUACGAUGCCUUGAGGCUGGAGCUGGCGUAG
Anthostomella pinea is the source of this 1533-nucleotide messenger RNA. Lineage: Eukaryota; Fungi; Ascomycota; Sordariomycetes; Xylariales; Xylariaceae. The record is from the annotation of a GenBank genome assembly.